Messenger RNA from Harpegnathos saltator (Jerdon's jumping ant), 4727 nucleotides. It is a transcript of the gene Cul4, whose product is annotated as cullin 4. The transcript has 11 exons. Gene Ontology annotation, molecular function: ubiquitin protein ligase binding. Gene Ontology annotation, cellular component: cullin-RING ubiquitin ligase complex. The record is from RefSeq and is a predicted model, not a curated record. The coding region runs from base 445 to 2979 and encodes 844 amino acids. Gene Ontology annotation, biological process: ubiquitin-dependent protein catabolic process. Lineage: Eukaryota; Metazoa; Arthropoda; Insecta; Hymenoptera; Formicidae.
UCUGGAAAAAAAAUCGGCAAUCCAACCAAGCGAGCGCACGACAAAUGAAUAUUACCCCCCGAUAUGCACACAAUGUCCCUAUAUUCAAUAUCCAUAGUCAAUAACAGGAGAUCGUCCGCGCUGUGGUCGUCAAUUGUCGCGAGUUCCGUUGUAGGUGGUAAUAAUAACCGUGUAUCGUAACCGUGAUAAAUAAGUUUUUUCCGGUCGUGCAGUGUGUGUAUGUACACAUCAAUAUACAUGCAUACAUGUGUACAUAGGUGUGCACGUGUGGCACCGCUCCAGACGAAGCGUGAGGAGGCGAGACGAGGCAGGACUGAGCACAAGCGACAGAGUUGUGACGGAUUGUGCUGGAUCUGGUGUGCGUAGCCAGUGCGAAAGAAAAUAGACUAUCUGCCGCGUGCGUGCACUAACGGGGAAAGGCCAACGGCCGGGUGGUGCUCGCAUAUGUCUAGACUCGCGAGUACCCAAAUCCUGGCUACAACACAGGUGAAGAGGGCGGCCGCCGCUACCACCGCCGCCACCGCCGCCACCGCCGCUGCUGCCGCCGAUCUCACGGCGGUGGUGGAUUACUCUACUUCUGCUAAGCGUAUCAAGCUGAUCACGACCACAGACAUCGCGCAACUGACUACCGACGAAACCGAGGCAGACGGCACCGGCGGGAAGGUCGACAUCGUCAUCAUGACGGACACGGCGGCUGCCGCCGCGACCGACACGCAGAAGAGGGCGAAUUUCUCCGCGUUAGCCGUUGGCAACCCCAACGGCGUCAACAAGAUCUCGCCGAACCUGGCGAACGCGAAACCCGGCUCCGCGAAAAAGCUCGUCAUUAAAAACUUCAAAAAUAAACCAAAAUUACCAGAGAACUAUCAAGAACAGACAUGGGAAAAAUUACAGGAGGCUGUGGUUGCCAUACAAACCAGCAAAAGCAUUCGCUAUUCCUUAGAGGAACUUUACCAAGCAGUUGAAAAUAUGUGUAACCACAAAAUGGCAUCAACACUUUAUACAAAUUUAACCAUUCUGACAGAAUCUCAUGUGAAAGCCAAUAUUGAACAGUUUUUGGCAGAAUCAAUGGACAGACAUAUAUUCUUGAAAAAGAUGAAUGAAUGUUGGCAAUCACACUGUAGACAAAUGAUUAUGAUCAGGAGUAUUUUUCUGUAUCUUGACAGAACAUAUGUUCUACAAAAUCCAAGCAUUUCAUCGAUAUGGGAUAUGGGAUUACAUCUCUUCCGACUACAUAUUGUGCUGAACAAUUUAGUACAAACACGCACGGUGGAAGGUCUUCUUAUGCUUAUUGAAAAGGAACGACAAGGUGAUACUGUGGAUCGAACACUUCUCAAGUCUCUGUUAAGAAUGUUAUCAGAUCUACAGAUUUACCAAGAGGCCUUUGAAACAAAGUUCCUAGUAGCUACAGAAAGAUUGUAUGCUGCUGAGGGUCAGCGAUUAAUGAAUGAGCAUGAUGUUCCUGAGUAUUUGGCUCAUGUGGAUAAACGUCUCCAGGAAGAAAACGAACGACUGUUACAUUAUCUUGAUACAUCAACUAAAUGGUCGCUCAUACACACGGUAGAAAAACAAUUAUUGUCUGAACAUAUUACUAGCAUUUUACAAAAAGGUUUAAGCGGUUUGUUAGAUGAGAAUAGGAUUAGUGACUUGUCAUUACUUUACAACCUAUACAGUCGAAUAAAGAAUGGCCUUGUGGAGCUUUGUUUGAACUUCAACAGUUACAUUAAGAAAAAAGGCAAGACAAUAGUUAUAGAUCCAGAAAAAGAUAAAACGAUGGUACAGGAGCUGUUAGAUUUCAAAGAUAAAAUGGAUAACAUAGUCAAUACAUGCUUUCAUAAAAAUGAAAAGUUUGCAAACAGCUUAAAAGAAGCUUUUGAGGCUUUUAUUAAUCAGAGAGCGAACAAACCAGCAGAAUUAAUAGCUAAAUUUGUGGACUGCAAGUUACGCGCGGGUAAUAAAGAAGCAACAGAAGAGGAACUGGAAAGAUUGCUAGAUAAAAUUAUGGUACUUUUCCGAUUUAUACACGGAAAGGAUGUUUUUGAAGCUUUCUACAAAAAGGACCUAGCCAAACGUCUGUUGGUAGGGAAAUCUGCUUCUGUAGAUGCUGAAAAAUCGAUGCUAUCUAAAUUAAAGCAGGAAUGCGGUGGUGGUUUUACUAGUAAGUUGGAAGGGAUGUUCAAAGAUAUGGAACUUAGCAAAGAUAUUAAUAUUGCGUUCAAACAGUAUGCAGGGAAUUUGCAGAGCGAAUUAAUAGCAAGUAACUUAGAUUUGACUGUGUCUAUACUUACCAUGGGAUACUGGCCUACAUAUCCUGUAAUGGAAGUCACCUUACCAAUGGAGAUGGUGCAGUAUCAAGAUGUGUUUAAUAAGUUUUACUUAGGAAAACAUAGCGGUAGGAAAUUGCAGUGGCAGCCGACUUUAGGACAUUGCGUGUUAAAAGCAUGGUUCAACCAGGGUAAUAAAGAACUGCAGGUGUCGCUAUUUCAAGCGCUGGUCUUAAUUCUGUUCAACGACAGCGAUAAUCUCUCAUUAGAGGAUAUCAAAGCUGCCACAAAUAUCGAAGAUGGCGAGCUAAGAAGAACAUUGCAGUCUCUAGCAUGCGGGAAAGCUCGUGUUCUGCAAAAAAAUCCGCGUGGACGAGAUGUCGCUGACAAUGAUAGAUUCGUAUUCAACGCGGAAUUUACAAAUAAGCUGUUCAGAAUCAAGAUCAAUCAAAUUCAAAUGAAAGAAACGAAUGAAGAACAAAAAGCAACGGAAGAGAGAGUAUAUCAGGACAGACAGUAUCAGAUUGACGCUGCUAUUGUCAGAAUUAUGAAAAUGAGAAAAACACUGACACACAAUCUUCUCAUUAGUGAACUGUAUAAUCAAUUAAAGUUUCCAGUUAAGCCUGCAGAUUUGAAGAAACGAAUUGAGUCUCUCAUUGAUAGAGAUUACAUGGAGCGAGAUAAGGACAAUGCGAACCAAUACAAUUACGUUGCGUAACCUGAAGCAAAUGCCAAAGUCACGUUGAAUCAAAUCGACGCUGAUUUUUUUAGCAAAUUGAAUCAAUCGCCAUCGAUGUUUGUUGUGAAUGUAACGGGUUGCAGCUCGAACAGCAGACUCGUGGACUGGAUCUGACUGUUUGGCAUAACCGUUAAAAUAUGUGGACAGUGCAUAAAGAAAAAGAAGAAAAAGAAAAAAAGAAAAAAAGGAACUACAGUGAACUUCCUCUUCUUAAUUUUCUUAGUGCAUUAUGGACACUGAACGAUUGCAAUCCUCUUCAUAUGGUGUGUUGUGUUAUUAUCGAAUUUCGAUAACGGAAGGAAAGAAGCAAGAAAGAGAGAGAGAAGCCACAUGAGCCAGACUAUCCACAUGGAAUAUCCUUGAUAAUACGACGUCCUAGGAUAUAACGAUUUUUUAUGCGACGCAGUUUUUCACAGCAUACUUACAGUUAAGAGGAUGUAAUAGAGGCAGAAUGUAGAAUAACACUGACACUACAAUGAAAAAUAGAAUAUAAGAGUGCAAUUGCAAUAUAAAUUAGUUAAUUUGAAGUGAACAACGCGCGUGCGCGAUGCAGUAUUUAUAAUGAACAUAAAAGAGACAUACUACAUCUAUGCAAUAUAUUGGUGGUAAUUAUAUAUUUGAAAUCCACUGAUUAUUUCUACUGUAUAAUUUGCUUUUUCGUAUGUCAUCAAUGAAAAAGGAUGAAGAGAUACCACUUAAAUGAAGAGCUUCAGCACAAAUGUAGUAUGUGAAAGGCACUUCAAAUUUACUGUGUGACCACAUUACCUGGAUGAAACAUUAGAAAAUUGAGAAUAACCUAAGUGUUUUUGGAUCAAAUCUGCAGAAGUUUUUUAUAUAUACUUAAAAUAUGUCGUUCGAAAUUUAUAAUUAUAAAAGAGAAAAAAUUUAUAAUUAUAAAAUUUAUAAUUAUAAGAGAGAAGGUGACAGUAAAUUGUGACAUUCCUCGAUAUUUUUACUCAAGAAAAAAAUCUAAAUAUAUCGAAGAAUUAAUCACUGAAAUUUAAAUUAAUGAGGCAGCCUGAAUACGAUACUUCAAUUUUUGGAGAGAGAAUCCAAAAAUAAACGUUGUACAAGUUCUUUAUAAGAACUAAAGCAGAAACUGUAGCAUGAUUUGUCCAAAUUUUGGAGAUGACAAAACAGGCUGUGCGUUUUAGUAAAUGCUUAACGGUGAUAUAACUUUGUGCAUAUUUGGUCUUAAAAACCUAGUCGGGAUACUUCGUGGUCGUUUCUUGCGUGAAUAAAAAUAUGUUAUAUAAUAUAUAUAUGCUUUAUGUAUAUAUAUAACAAUAUCUCAUACUAUUCAUUCUCUUCAAACAUAAGAAGAGAAGCUGAUCCAUUAUUUAAAUUUUGCUUCAUGAUUCACAUAUUUAUGUGACUACUUCAAUAAAAAAAAAAAAGAAAUCAGCUUAUUCUUCUCUGUAUAAAAUAAUUCCAAUUAUUAUAUUUAUAAGUUUACAUGGGUAAACAAAUCUAAUAAAUUGAUUGUAAUCGAUUUAAUAAUUUCCAAAAAUUAUACAUAUUUCUCAUUCAAUCUGAUUCUAUGUACUCUAUUCUAGAUUCGAACCAGCAAAAAAGAAUCGAGGCUACUACAUUACUUACGAGACGACGAUUCACUAAUUUGAUAAAGAAGAGCUAUACAUUUCUUGUAAAUGCUGUGUAAAACGUAAAAGUUAAAUUCAGCAACACACGAACGUAAUAUUUGGGUAAAAGUAAAUAAUGCAACCAUU